This is a messenger RNA of Chara braunii, 919 nucleotides long. Lineage: Eukaryota; Viridiplantae; Streptophyta; Charophyceae; Charales; Characeae. The record is from the annotation of a GenBank genome assembly.
AUGGUACGCCUAUUAUGGUUAAGAAGGUAAGGGCAACAAGCACACAGAUGAUUGAACACACCGAACUGAAGAACAAAGUGGUGGACAAGUUGAGAAUAUUGCAGCAUCCCAAUUUGAUGGGGUUGCUGGGAGUCUGUUAUGAAGAGAGCUGUUUGGUGUAUGAGGACAUGGCAAAUGGAAGUCUGAAGCAGUGGAUUUCAGGUGGGGAAAAUGGGGAAAAUCAAAGGAGAGGAUUUCUGCCAUGGUAUGUUCGCCUCCGUGUGAUGGCAGAGAUUGCUCGGGCAGUAUCCUUCCUCCACUUGAACCAGCUGGCCAUCGGUGAUCCAAUCAUCCACGGUGCCAUCAAACCAGCAAACGUACUUCUCGAUCACAAUUGUGUGGCGAAGCUCUGUGGGGUUGACCGGGCUCUCCUGCUGUCCCAACAGUUGUACGGAGGGCAGACUGCCGACGAUUCUUUCCGAGAUUUCCUCGGAAGCAACUCUCAAUACACGGCGCUCGAGUGUUUGCGGUCCGGGGUUUGCAACGAGAAGACGGACAUCUAUGCCCUCGGCGUCACCCUUUUGGAGGUCCUUACUGGAAAAUUCAGGAACGCACUGGGAAUCAUGGAAGACGCCAUGGAAGAUGGUGCUGCUUUUGAAAAUGCUCUCGAUCCCAAUGCAGGCUGUUGGGAUGUCGAUCUGGCUCGGGAGGUGGCAGGCUUGGGGUUGCGCUGUGCAAGCCUGGACAAGCGGAACCGACCAGACAUGAUGACACCCGACAUUGGCAUUGUAGCCACACUGGACAGAAUUGUGGGAAAAGUAGAGCUUGCUGCAGCCGGUGAAGAUGGGUAGCCUGGGGGAGAGCAGACGAAUCGUCAACCACACAGACAACGGGGCAAGGCAAGGUUUCCCUCCUGCCAAGUGAGGAGGUUAAUUUUCUA